Messenger RNA from Ictalurus furcatus (blue catfish), 1346 nucleotides. RefSeq names its product ribosomal protein L7-like 1 (gene rpl7l1). The record is from RefSeq and is a predicted model, not a curated record. Bases 40 to 843 code for a protein of 267 amino acids. NCBI's taxonomy places the organism in Eukaryota, Metazoa, Chordata, Actinopteri, Siluriformes, Ictaluridae. The transcript has 6 exons. Gene Ontology annotation, molecular function: structural constituent of ribosome; RNA binding. Gene Ontology annotation, cellular component: cytosolic large ribosomal subunit. Gene Ontology annotation, biological process: maturation of LSU-rRNA from tricistronic rRNA transcript (SSU-rRNA, 5.8S rRNA, LSU-rRNA).
UUAAAAAAAAAAACAAGAAAAAAACCCCCAACGUUAGCGAUGUGCAGGUGGUGGCAAUCUGACGUCAUCAGCGUGCGACACGAAUUCCGCACCGAAGACACGAUGGCAGAGUCCGAGACAAAGAAGAUUAUUAAGUUGGUCCCUGAGAACCUUCUUAAGAAAAGAAAAGCGUAUCAGGCCAUUAAAGCGACCCAGGCCAAGCUUGCUUUACUGGAGAAAAGCAAGACAAAAAAGGGACAGGUGAGGUUCAAGCGUCUGGAGGAAUUUCAUAGAGACAGCAGGAGGAAGCACAGGGAUGAAGUGCGACUGGCGAGAAAUAGACACAGACCUCCUCCUGCUCUUCCUCCAGCCAAGAACAGCCUGGUGUUUGCUGUGCGCAUUCGACAGAUCAAAGGCGUCAGUCCAAAAGUGAUGAAGAUCAUUCACAUGUUCAGGCUGAGCAAAAUCUUCAGCGGUACCUUUAUUAAAGUCAGCAAGUCCUCUAUGAAUAUGCUGCGAGUCGUUGAGCCCUACGUCGCCUGGGGAUUUCCUAAUUUGAAAUCAGUUCGUGAGCUCAUCUUGAAAAGAGGCCAGGGAAAGGCUGACAAGAGAAGGAUUCCUCUUACAGACAACACAGUCAUUGAGCAGUAUUUAGGUCAGCAUGGGAUCAUAUGUUUGGAGGACCUCAUCCAUGAAAUCUACUCAACCGGAAAGAAUUUCAAGGAGGCAAACAGCUUCCUCUGGCCAUUCUAUCUGUCCGUUCCUCGACACUCCGCCCAAGAUAAAGCCGGCCUUUUGAAAGAGAUGGGCGAGCCCGGACCUCGAGCUGAGGACAUUAACAGAGUGAUCAGGAGAUUUAACUGAAUCUCUGUGAAGAACUUGGACAAACUCUACUGUUUAAUGGAGAGUUAUUGGCGUUCCUGCCUUUACUUUUCUCAGUUCUGAUGCGAUACCAUGGGUCAGAUCGAGAUUGGACAUAGUUACAAAUCAUUUCCUUCGAAAGGAAGUAUCAGACCAGAUUUUGUCUUCAGCGUAAUGGUUGAAAAGGUGAAAUGUUCCGUCUCACAGGCCAGAGUUUUCUUUAAUUCUGUGCAGCAGUUUAUAUUAAAACAAAUAUGGUUUAUUAUAAAUGGUAAUUAUGUGGUAUUCGCAUGUAUGUGUUUGUUUUUGUGCAGUAAAUCAGCACUCGCAUCAGAUUUUACUCACCGUGAAUGAAUACUGUCUGCAUUAGAGGUCGAGCAAUAGUGGAUUUUACUGAUAACAAUAACCAAGUAAUCAACUUAUGAACUUUAAAAUUGAUACUGAAUGAAAACAUAACACUCAAAAUAAUGUUGAAUUUUAUUACUAAAAUAAACAGUACUGACUAA